CACACACCAGCAUUGUCAGAUGUCCUCUAGAUCGGUGAGGAAAACACUCGGUGACAACAGAAUAUUUGGGAACGAGAUUUUACCCCAUACUGAUCUUGAGUGAGUUUCUGUCCCAAGAUGAUGUCUAGUUUAUGCUGUCAUCCGGUAGGAGUGGCUGAAUGAGGAAUUUUUGAUGCUAAACAAUAUUGCCAAUGACCUGGACAUGUUGUUGAGCGAUCUGUGUCAAAUCUACCCAUACCCUCAUCCCAAGAAAUCUCUGCAAGACAGUCUGUCAAGUGACAAGAAGCUGCUGGAGGAGUAUAUAACAGGUGCCAGUGAUGAGACGUCCACAGACAGCGGGACAGAGGACGCCAGAGAUCGCCAGGACUCCGUCCUCUCUGCUCACCUUGAUGUCUUCAGACUUGAUGAUGUUGACCAGAGCCUUCAGAUUCCUCAGUAUGACAAGGCAUCCACUGAUACAGUGGUUACCGAGGAUACCAAACUACGACCAAUCACAACUCUGGAAAGGCUGACCAAGACACACCCCAUCUGGUUUUUAACAGACAUUGGCCGGAUGGGAGCUGUCCAUUUGCUGAAGGACAGACAAGCUGGGUCUUUCAUCGUGCGUCGGUCGAGCCAGAACAAAUGGGCUUUGUCUGUACAGUUUCCACAGCGAGGUAAUGCCAACAUUGACCACUAUCUGAUAGAGGGAACGAGAAAAGGACUACGUUUGCAGGGUUCUAAUCAUUACUUCCCGGCGAUCCCUAACCUGGUGUCUCAUUACUGCGACAAUUUAGAUGAGCUGCCCCUACAACUUGUACUCCCUCCUGCCAUACUAGCAGCCAAAACCCCACAGGAGCUCAUGUCCCUCGCUCUAUUGGGGCAAGAUUUUUGGACCUCUCCUUUGACAAUACAAGCAGAGAAAUUGGCCAAGUUACGCAGCCAAGGAAUCAUUCAUCCUUCACCAAGUCAUGGCCUACAUAAGUCAUGUAGUGAGCCAAUCAGCAUUAAGCAAAGCAUGGACACCAGCAGAGUGAUGACCAAUGAAAUUCAGUGUAACACUAUGCCAUUUUAUUCCACGGACAAUUUUUCGACUUUCUUGGCUAAUGGGAAUGCUUCUUCUCAUUGGAAGGAUCUGCGUAACAAUAAUGACCCCCAGAGUGUGAACCUGCAGGAAAUGAAUGGGUCUUGCUCCAAAAGGUCAUCUCCUAAAGAGUUGACUGGUAGUGACCAUCAGGCUAAUGUGGACCAUCACAUAGGGGGAAGUUGUGACAGGAAACACCUUAAACAACGGACAUUUGAAACGACUACAGGCCCACCUUUUCAGGCAACUUUCACACCAGUUUCCCGCAAUGUAUCACCUAAGAUUUCUAACCAAUCAGCAAAGUCGGCUUCCACACAGACGUCGCCCAAGGAAAAGCCACCCCCAGUUCCCAGUGAGGGCACAGCACUGUACGGCACAACAGCACUAGACUUCCUCACACCCCCUUACCCUGGGUACUAUUCCAGUAACUUAUCAGACAGAAUGAGUGACUAUUACGAUGUGUGGAAGAACACGGUUUCCACUCCUACCCCAGAGAGAAAGUCUGUAGACACUGGGUCGGGUAGGGCGCCCCCAGAGCAGUUGUAUGACUUAGAGAAGCAGUUGAGCUCCAUGGAUCUCCUGGUGACAGGCAAACCCCCAGUUGGGCCCCAGCACACCACUGCAAGAUUUGACAGGCACCAUUUCGGCACCUCCCAGAUAGAACAAUCUAAACCACCCAGAGUGCGACCACCCCCACUCCCCACGGUGAGCAGGUUAAAAUCAUGCUCUAUACCUUCUCUUACUGGGUUCAAAAGCCCUGUGUACUCCCAGCCUUUUGAUGCGCUGUGUGAUGGGCAGAGCAGUGGGUCAUGUGACGACUUGCACAUCUCGUCCCGACAUACACCCUCAAAGAAAGGGCUGCGACGACAAAGAUCUCUGCCCCCAAGAUCUCUCCGUGAACGAAGACGGCUUCGUAGCCCUCAGUUAGCAAAGCUGGAUCCCAUCAUAUCUCCUCCUACCCUCACAUCACGCUUCCUACCUGAAUAUCGAACAUCUGAUGCUGGACUGGACAUUUCUCCUGAACAGAGGCCAGUAAGUAGCCCCAGCAGGCAUGGGAACACACUUGAGGAGAGGCGAGCAGGAAAGAGCACAUUUUAUGUCACUUACCCAAUUCCUGCCAAAAACCAAGGGAACAGAACUCCCGUGAAUGGUGCAUCAAAGUGCUUUUCAGACUCUGCCAUAGGCGAGAAGGCUUCAAAGGCCAGUUUCGAAGAGACCUGUUUUUUAAUAGAGGAUUUGGAGAAUAGUGUGAAGAACACGCCUCCUCCAACCUCUCCAUCAUUGAACAAGUUCCCUGUAGAUAACUCAGCCAUUAAUCGACGCUCCUAUUCUGACUCAUCGACCGUGGAAGAUUUGAUCUCCCACACUGCACCACAGUGUACAGUCAAGUCCCUCCAACCUUUGACUUUGAAAAAUUUACAGCGGGUUUCAGAGUAUGACAAUUUAAUGAACCCCUACAGACCAUCGUCAGUUCGGACAGCGAGUAGUAUUGGUACAGUGUUUUGUAAGCCCUGGGACAGCUCUCCAUGGCAAAAUCUCCUCCAAUCGGAAAGCCCUGUGCCAACAAAUGGCUCUGCGUUACUAAAACUUCCAGUAGAAAGUUCUGUGCCUGAGAAAAUUAUUGCUUGGCAAGAUGCCAAUCAGGAUUAUGAAAAGUUGGCAGGGUGGGAUGACCCGGUGACCCCUGGUACGGCUGAUACUUUAGGGUCAUCAACUUCCACCCUGACACAGGAUGCAGAUAUCAAUCCAAUAGAGGGCAGCACCAGUACCCUCCACAAUGCAGACACAGGUGGAUGUUUGUGUAGACAGUCUUCAUGUGAAUUGUGCUGUGGUGGUCAACUUUCAAACAGGGCAGAGAGUAAGCAAUCAUGUGUCCAUGGAGCCGAGCUUGGUGAGCAGUGUAUAGAUGACGGGGAUGUAGUGGCUCUGCCGCUAGGCGCGUAUGUCGACAUGGACGAGUGUUCAGAUGAUGAUCUCCCUUUACCGAGCCAGGGAGGCGUUCAAGACGUCAGUCCUAGCUUUCAGGAUAAAUUAAAACCUUUCUUGUCUCCCCCUAGAUUACUCAGUAUAAAAUCAAGGAGAAAAUACUCUGGGGUGAGGGUUAGAGAGUAUAUAUACAGAUCAGUGUUGAGUAUUUCCCAGGAUCAGAACACCACAUUUGGCUGUACAAUAUCCAACUUUAUUCAGUGUACCAAAGAGAGUAAAGAACAAAAUCCACAGAUAGUGAUGAGAAAUGUUCGUCAGUUUAUGAACGGUAUCAAGAAUUACCUGGUCAAGCAUGGAGAAGGAGAACUGGAAGCUUUGAUUGAGCUGGAAAGAGAAAAGCUGGAAGCUAAUGAGAUCCUGAACAUAGACGCCAUCAUAGAAGGGGCCCUUCAUAAGUGUGUCAUUCAUCCCCUAAAACAUCACAUCUACAAGCUGUUUGUGGAACAAUAUAACAGGAAUGGUAGUCUGAAACUCCUGUCAGAUAACAUCAAAUAUGCUCGCACCAAAACUACACAAGAGCUAGGCAUUAAGGCAGGUUUAGAAACCCCAACAGCAGUUUCUCUGGAGGUCAUCAAGAAUUAUCUGCUCAAAAUGCAGAAAGCAUAUUCGCCCUUGAAAAAGCUGGAGAACCUUCUGGGAGCCACAUCAUCAAUAUACCACAGUGUCCAGUCCUGUUCUGAAAAGGGCAAACCAAAGGCUAGUCUAGGAGCUGAUGAUUUCCUGCCAAUGUUUAUCUAUGUGCUGGUACACUGUGGCCUGGUGUCAGCUGAGAUAGAAGCUGAAUACAUGUGGGGACUGCUACACCCUUCCAUCCUGACUGGUGAGGGGGGAUAUUACCUGACGACCCUCAGCAGUGCAGUCCUAGUCCUCAGGAACAUGCACCUGUGUCAGGACCAGGGUACACUGGUCUCCAGGGACAGAAGAGAGAGAGUGCCGAGUAUCUGCGACACACAGGGCUUCCUGAAGGUGGUCAUUCCUGAUGAGCUACAUGGCAGCAUCACCUGGCGGACUCUCCCUGUGCGGGCUAACAUGAACACCAGGGAUGUCUGCAUAAUGCUGGCUCACAAACUCAAGGUGACCAACCCCCAGGAUUAUGGGCUGUAUCUGUUAACAGAUGGCAAUGAAAAACACCUGGUCGACUCUGACUGCCCUCAUUCUUUACGAAAUGACUACUCUUCUGAGGGGAAGGACUGUGUGUUUGCUUACAAGAGACUGGCUGCUAACAUAGCCUGGCCCAAGACAUUCAAACACUGACAAACAGGAGGCCUUCAGAAUUCUCUUGAUCUAUGACCUCGCAGUCUUCAUGCACGUCAAAUAAUCAUGGCGGCAUGGAAAAGGAUAUUUCCCAGUUUGAAUGCUGUUAUGAAAAGUUGUGCCUUAUUCUAAAAAUCUGGACAUGUUCCUGAGAAUCAAUGCAUUGUUAUGGAAAUUUGUACAUCAUUUUUGAAAUUUGUACAUUUGUACAUAGUUGUGGAAAUGUAGACAUCCCAACAAUUCAUGCAUCGUUCUGGGAAUUUGAUACAGGCUAAUAAAGAGACAUGGUGUGCCUGGGAUUGAAAAUGUACCAUUUGGAGAAUUUUUGUGUCCUGUUCAAGUGUCAUUCUUACGAUUCAGUAAACCAUUGGAAAGAAUUACAUGCACCAUUGUUAAGGAGCUGACUGCUUUCCCUUGGGGACCACACUUUCAUUAUACAGUGGCAUUCACCUGUGCCGUUAUGGGGAUUUUAGUGGUCCUGUGGCAGUCACCGACAUUAUUCUGAAGAAUUAUGUGGCCACCUGCAUUUUUUUAAGGAUGUUAGUGGUCAGCGGCAUUAUUCAGAGGAUAUGAGUAGUCGAGUUGAUGAUUUGAGUGAUCUUCCUGCAAUAACCGGCAACAUUUUGAGUACCAGUAUUGCAAAAUAUGUGGGUAAUAUAUUCAGUAAGCAUAGUGGUCAUGGGCUGAUUCAGGGGAGAUAACUCACCAGUGUAAACCAAUAUCCCGCCAGACAACUCCAUUUUAUCAGAUCAAACUGUCAUUUUUCUGUAUACCUCAUUUCCUCUACAUGUAUCUGUUUUUCUGUCUCCAAUAAGUUUUCAUCCGGGCCAUUUAAAUUGUGUGGCUGUUAUAACAGAAUGAAAGGAAACUGAAAGCUGCAGAUUCGUGGAAGGAGAAACACAAACUAUUUAUGAGAUAAAGUGGCCAUUGUGGUGCUAUUCUGUAAGGUGCUAACACUUUGCCUUCUGUUACAUAAAAAACAUAUAACAUAUUUUGUCCUAUACAUCUUGGCUUUAGACAUAGACAGGUAAUUGAGUAUUGUUCAACUUGCACAAAAAAGCCUACAUUAGCAUGGGAAGUAAGCCACUUCAUACCUGCAAUCACAAUACCACAUGCCAUUUCAGGACUAGUAGUACUGGUAUAUACACCUGAACAUAUUUGUAUACAGUGCACGUGUAUACAUGUAUGUGAAAUAUAUAUAACAAUGCAUAUUGGUGGAGAAAGCUGAAAUAUUUUCUCCUUCUCCUGCCUUGUUUUUUUUCGUAAGUUCAAACCUUGCAACAUGUUUGUGAUGCAGACAUUAAGAAUUAAAAGACAACUUUUUGAGUAUGCCUUCUUAAUGAACGGAGAGUUUUGAGUCAGGACUAGAUGUAUAUAUAUCAACUGUAAUAUGACCACACUUCCUGCAUUACCUGAAGCUGAUAUUAAGUCCAUUACUCACACAAUGUAUUUUAGGAUUUCAAAUUCAAAAGGAAAAAAAAAAACCCUACGUUAACUUUGAUUUCCUUGUAACAAUGUUCACUGUGAGUCAGUAACUUAAAGCCUGUGAUCAACUCUUAAAACAUGUUAGUGCAAAUUUUUGAAAGAUUUUGGAUAUUUCUGUUCUUGUGAUGUUUAGUAUGAAUGUAUUUCUAAUAAACCUGAGUUAAACUAACAAAUUGUGGGACUACAUAGAAGCUUUUCAAAACCCUGGUGUAUUUUUUUCUGUAAAAUUAUGCAUAGAUAUGAGUAAUCUAUUAUGAAUCAUACCAAAACUACAUUAAGGGGAAAUUAAAAAAAAGAAAACUUCAAACAACGUGUAUAAUUAUUCGAGCUGUAAAACUUGUGGGAGAUAUGUUAAACACCAUAUGGUUCUCAAUUGAGUGCAGUAUUUUGGGCUAAAUCAUUUCAUCGGAAGUGUGUCAUAAUUAAGGUUUUUUUUCAUAUAUGUACAUGGAUAUCUUUACACAUCUGUAUGCAUAUUAGAACAGGAGCCAUGUUUAUACUUUGUCUUUGCUUAACUUAUACCCAAUUUUAUCCUGGGCCAUGAAUAUUAGAAUCAAACUUCAGAGGCAGGAGUUAGUAUUGAACUGCCAAAUACAAUGUACAAAUGACUUGGAUCAGGGUAUUAAUAAUUCAUGAGUGGUCAGUGCUAUGUUGCCAUGGAAAUUUUGAUUGUUUCUUGAGAAAUCCAGUAUUGUAGCCAAGGUCAGAUUUUACUUGAUAUUGUACCAUUUUUGAUGGUUUCACCUAUGUCAUAAUGCAUUCAUAAUGUCAGCACUAUUGCUCAAGUCAGCUUGGGACCUUUGCAUGCCUUAAAUAAGACAAGCACGAGCACUCAUGUGGGCUAUGUUGUCGGGUGUAUGAAGUUUAUAUAUUUCAUGUGCAUGGAUCAUAUGGUAUGUAUGUUAUUGUUUUGUGGGUAUUUUUCACAGUUCAUGCCUUGUACAUGAUCUCUGUUUUAUAUGAUAAAUAUUAUUCAAUUUCCUGUUGCCAUAGCAGUAAUUUAUGUCAGGUGAAGAUGUAAGCACUGUUUUGUGCUCGCCAUGUACAGGUAGAUACUUUGUAUUGCAAACCACUGUGAUCGUGCUUGUUCCUAGAAUGUCAACACAUUUUCGUUAUGUUUUGAUGUUGACAAAAGACUUAUGGUAAUAAUGAGUCAGCUGUUCAAGUACAGAGUUAUUGGGUCACCUUGUCUGUUAUACCCAUGUCAUCGGUGCUAUUAGAUUACACUAAUAGGUUAAUAAAAUAUACUGUUGUA
Messenger RNA from Liolophura sinensis, 7043 nucleotides. RefSeq lists its product as uncharacterized. The transcript is spliced from 18 exons. The coding region runs from base 173 to 4303 and encodes 1376 amino acids. Gene Ontology annotation, molecular function: small GTPase binding; guanyl-nucleotide exchange factor activity. The record is from RefSeq and is a predicted model, not a curated record. NCBI's taxonomy places the organism in Eukaryota, Metazoa, Mollusca, Polyplacophora, Chitonida, Chitonidae. Gene Ontology annotation, cellular component: endocytic vesicle; cytosol. Gene Ontology annotation, biological process: vesicle-mediated transport; signal transduction.